AGAGUGAAAAGGAACAUCAUGCCUGUGGAGCUAGCAAUUCAGAGGGAGCUUGCAUACCCGAAGAAGAUUGAGGGGAUGCAGUUGCAACCUCGUUAUGAUCUUGUGGAGCUUUCGAUGCGUGUCCAGGUGAAACGUCCGAUUUGAAAGUCCCUGUGAAAAAGAUUAUAAAGGAGGAAAUUAAAGACGCAAUGGAUAUAGCUGAAAUGGCUAACAAGAGCGUGAAAGGGAAUAUCAUGACAGCGGAGCUUGCACUUCAAAGGGAGCUUGCAUACCAGAAGAAGAUUGAGCGGAUGCAGUUGCAAGCAAGUUAUGAUUUGGUGGAGCUACCAGUUGCUGACCAGGAGACACAUUCAAUUCGUAAAUCUUCGGAAAUGAAUGCGACACCCCGUUCUGGCAAAUUUCCUUGCUUUAAAGAUCAAGCGACUACUGAGAAGGUGAUGUGGAAAACAGUGUCGGUGGAGCUUGCUCUUCGAAGGAAAAUUGAAUACCAAGCAAAGAUUAAAAGGUUAAAGUUGCAAGCGGAUAGUGAUAUUCGCGAAGCUCCCCAUCCUACCAUCCAAGGAACAACUUCACAUUUGGAGCUUAGCAAAAUGAAUAGAGAAUCCUGCUCUGAGAACUGUUCAAGCUUGCAAGGUAGGAUUCAGAACCCAGUAUUCUUUCUAGGGGAGGUUCAAUGUGAGAGAUCUCAACAAGAAAUAACCAGAAGGGAGAUGUCCAACGAGAGAUACAGGACCACCACCAUACCGACGGAGUUAGGAAUCCAAAGGGAGCUGGAAUCUGAAAGGAAAAUGCAGAAUUUGCAGUCUGGUUUUAAGUUUCAGGAACGGCCUGUCCUGUCCAGGGAUCAACUCCAAACCAGAAUACUGCCCAGGUGAAUGAAAUGGCCGCGUUUAUGAAUCUGGGAUACCCGUUACCACGAAAAGAGAAACAACAAUACGAUCAGAAAAAACCUCUAUACUGCAAGGCCUGCAAGGUGUUGUGCUCAGGUGUGAAAGCUCUAAGGAUGCACCUUAGAGGUAGAAGACAUGGGAUAGAAUUAGUGUGUGAGGUAUGUGUAGUACCAUGUACAGACGAAAACCCUCUUCGGCGACAUCUUUCUGGGCAGAAGCAUGCUGCUAAUGUUGAAAAACUCGCUGAAGCAAAGGCGGCUCUCGUAGGUAAAAAAACUAGAUGAGUUGCAAAGUCCAAGCAGAAAAUCUUCGGGAUGAAAACAAGUUUCUUGAAUCUAGGUAAAAAAACUAGAUGAGAACAUCACUAACCCUUGAUCUUUUUUUGGUUUCUGAAGACAUUUUCUUUGUACAGUCUAUAAGUUGAAUACUGGUAGAGCAACUUAAUAUCGCGGAGUAGUUUAGAAUUACACCUUUUCGUUCAUUUAACUCAGACUACUUCAGAAGACCUAAUAAUUAUCAAUUUGAGUUAUGGUGCUAUGUAUAUAUUGUCAGGUGCGAGUUGGUGUUUCUCUGUUCUCUGAAUGAUGUAUAUUCUGGAUAUGUGAAAGCUAUAUUUGAACUUAUUACGAAUGUGCAUUAGACUUCUCUCCGUUCACCAUGAAUUCAGACCUAAUACAGAUUCCAUGUCUCAAGAGUUUUAUCCCACCUUAUCCAUGAACUUCUUAGCCUUCUUAUAAGCUUUUCUCAAAUGCUUCUCAAAUCUGACCAAGUUGACUCUAACGUUUUGUUCUGUCAAAUAUAUUUUCUUGAUAAUACUCCAAUCUUUUUUAGACACUGACUUUGGAUCUUUCACAACCAUACUGUCUUUACCAUAUUUGUCUACCAAGGUACUUUCAUUC
Papaver somniferum (opium poppy) is the source of this 1789-nucleotide messenger RNA. RefSeq lists its product as uncharacterized. The record is from RefSeq and is a predicted model, not a curated record. Bases 189 to 875 code for a protein of 228 amino acids. The transcript is spliced from 7 exons. NCBI's taxonomy places the organism in Eukaryota, Viridiplantae, Streptophyta, Magnoliopsida, Ranunculales, Papaveraceae.